Messenger RNA from Durusdinium trenchii, 1057 nucleotides. The record is from the annotation of a GenBank genome assembly. Lineage: Eukaryota; Dinophyceae; Suessiales; Symbiodiniaceae.
GAAGAAGAAGAAGAAGAAGAAGAAGAAGAAGAAGAUGGAUCGGCUGUUCUCGUGAAUGAAGAAGUUCAUCCCGCCCGCAAAGCAAAAACCGAUCCAAAGGAUUGGUGAAUCCCAGGCUGUGGAAUAGAGUUUACCAGUAGAUAUAUUGCCACAAAGAGCGAAAUCCUGGAAAGCUGGAUAGAAACACGAAAUCUGCGAAUGCGGGGGGCUCGAAAGGACGUGAAGCCAUGUUUUAAAGCACUAGCAGAGAUGCCUGGUUUUGUUCGGCCAAAACAGGUCAGCUUAGCUGCCUCAACGUAACUGUGCAUUUGAGGCUCCGUCCCAGAUGAGCAAUGGCUGGCCGUCGAAAGGAGGAUGGCCAAGCAAAGGCGGACAGAAUGCCGGUGCCCCCUUGGGCGCCUUUGGCAAGGGAGGACCCGGGUCCAAAGGUGACCCCUUCGGAUCCCAGGCCUCAGCCCCGAAUGCGUGGGGAUCCAGUUCGGCAUACGGCUCCGCAGCUGGAUCGACCCCAACUGGUGGAGGCGGAGGGAACCCUUUCGGUGGAGGCGGUGGCUUUGGAAGCCAGGCACCUCGGCCGUUUGGGAGCGCUCCAGGAGGAAACUCCAGCCCCUUCGACAGCGGCUUUGGAGGCAAGGGCAAAGGCUUCGGACCAGGAGGUGGCUCCAGUGGGCCCUCCUCAUGGGGAGCGCCGGCGCCUGGGCCACCGCCCGGUGGAGCCGGUGGAGCCGGUGGAGCCUGGGGUGGAUCGAGUGCACCCAGUGGAGCGAGCUGGGGAGGUCCAGCCGCUGGAGGCUUCGGGAAGGGAGGCGGAGUCGCCGGGAACCCCUUCGGCGGACAGGCGCCUCGACCGCCUGGAGGUCCUUUCGGCAGCGGCUUUGGAGGUUCCGGCAAGGGGUGGUGAAAGAAGCUCGGAAUCCUAGUGUUUUCGUGUUGGCUUGAAAACAAUCCCGCAAUAUUCGAUUUUAUAGGCCUUGUGUCGUUUAGAGCCAUUCAUUUCAAAUACAUUAUAUUUUUUUCUGUAGGAAUUGUCCUUCAAUAUGUUUGCCAAUGAUUUUAA